AUGUCUCCCUUAAUCCUACCCGAAUUCAAAGGCUCGACAGUGGACGUGUCGAUAAUUCAUGCUGGGCAAAUAACCGUGCCCGCGGUUCACAUCUUGCAAUCUCCUAUCCCAGGACAUGACCUGCUUGAUAUUCCUUGCUACAGCUUCCUGAUCGAGAACAACAGGAGCCAGAAGGUCCUUUUUGACCUUGGUCUUAGAAAGGAUUGGAGGGAGAAGCUACCACCAACUAGCCAAAUCGAAUCUGCUAAGGCAGUUGUGAAGAUUGAGCAAGAUGUUGCUGAUCAACUUUCCAAGGCCCAAAUUCCCCUGGAAUCAAUCAACACUAUCAUCUGGUCCCACCACCAUAUGGACCAUACUGGGGACCCAUCCCUGUUCCCUCCAUCCACAGAGCUAGUCGUUGGCCCUGGAUUUCAGCUAGACAAAACCACGUCUCUAGGGUAUCCUAUGAAUGCGGACGCCCUGGUGAAUGACGAUGCCUUCCUUGGGCGGAACUUGGUGGAGCUGGAUUUCAGUGGUGCCGUAAACAUUGGAGGCUUCCUGGCUAUCGACUUUUUUCAAGAUGUGACGACAGGAAUUACUAACACUUUCAAAAUAGCCAAGAAUCAUAUCAGUGCUCUGGCCCGUACGUCGGAGAACUACUUCAUCCUUCUUGGGGGUGAUGUCGCUCAUCACCCGGGUGAAUACCGCCCAACAGCACACCUCCCACUUCCGAUAGAGAUCAGACCAUCGCCACUUGACAAGGCUAUCUGCUCAGCAUCUGCAUGUCCCUCUUAUAUCUUCGAAAAUAUAUCCCCUGCGAAAGCGAAAGGCAAAGAGGCGCGAGUCACCCCGUUCUAUGAGUUGAAUGCCGCAAUCAAUGAAGACUUAGAAAAUGCUGAGGCCUCGCUCGAUAAAAUGGCUGUGUUUGACGGCUCGGCCAACAUCUUGAUAAUCAUUGCGCAUGAUGCGAGUCUUCUGGAUGUCUUACCUUUCUUCCCCAAGAAGAUUACCGACUGGGAUGUGGAGGGAUACAAGGAAGCCGGGGCUUGGCGAUUUCUGAAGGACUUCAGCGGGGCAAUUAGUCAACCUAUAUAG
Molecule: messenger RNA, 1074 nt
Organism: Aspergillus pseudonomiae
Lineage: Eukaryota; Fungi; Ascomycota; Eurotiomycetes; Eurotiales; Aspergillaceae
Product: MBL fold metallo-hydrolase
Exons: 3
Coding region: 1-1074 (357 amino acids)
Source: RefSeq, a predicted model, not a curated record